AGUUGUUCGUCCCACAUUUUAUUCGGUAACGGCGUCUCGUCGCUACGGUUCUCUCUCUCUCUCUGAGAAAGAGUGUGUGAGCUCCAGCACUACAGAUCCAUCAUCUGUGUGUUUGGAUAAACCUCUGAAUGGACUGUGUGCUCUUUUUUCUGGAGCGUUUACCUCGGACUAUAGGAGCUAGCUUAGCAUGCUAGCUGGAAACACGUUAGCAACGCCAGUCAGAUUGAGAGUUUGAUGGAGAGAGAAACGGUGUGUUUCACGGAGCUUGCAGGAAAAAGGUGAUCUAGUAAACAUGAGUAAAGUCCAAAUGCUGCUGUCGUUGAAGAAGCAGCGACUCACUGCUGCUGCUGAAGAGAUAUUUGCUUUGUUUGAAAAAACGAUAGCCGAGUACGAGGAGGAGCUGUCUCUUUCCAAAGAGGAGAACAAGAGACUCCAGAAACUUCUGGACGCUGUUUUACAGCCUCAGCUUCGGAUACACAGAGCAGAUGUCCAGCUGCUGGUGGUGGUUAAAGAAGAGUUUCUCCCUGACCAGCAGGAGUGGAGCACAAGUCUGGACCCGGAGGACCCAGAGCCCCCCCCACACAUUAAGCAGGAACAGGAGGAACUCAGGAUCAGUCAGGAGGGAGAGCAGCUUCAGGAGCUGGGGGAGGCUGAGAUCACCAAGGCCACUUUCACUCCUGACCCUGUGAAGAGUGAAGAUGAUAAAGAGAAACCUCAGUCCUCUCAGCCUCAUCAAAGACAAACUGAACACAUGGAAACAGAAGCUGAUGGAGAUGACUGUCGAGGACCAGAACCAGCCAGGAGCUCAGAUCCAGAGAGCAGUUUACAACCAAAGACUGAGGACGACACUGGAGACUCUUCUGAACCUGACACUGAAGACAGUGCUGAUUGGAAGGAGGCCAGAGAACCUGCAUCAGGCUCAAACUCACUGAAAAAUAGACAUGAAUCUGUCAGUGAUCCACAACCUAGUGCUGAAAAUAAACCAUUCAGCUGCACAGUCUGUAAGAAAGCUUUUUCACAGAGUGGGCAUUUAAAGGCACACACGAGAGUCCACGCAGGAGAGAAACCAUUCAGCUGCUCAGUCUGUAAGAAAGCUUUUUCACAUUGUGGAGAUUUAAAGAAACACAUGAGAAUCCACACAGGCGAGAAAGCACACAGCUGCUCAGUCUGUAAGAAAGCUUUUUCACAGAGUGAUGGUUUAAAGAAACACAUGAGAGUCCACACAGGAGAGAAAGCACACAGCUGCUCAGUCUGUAAGAAAGCUUUUUCACGGAGUGAUGGUUUAAAGAAACACAUGAGAGUCCACACAGGAGAGAAAGCACACAGCUGCUCAGUCUGUAAGAAAGCUUUUUCACAUAGUGGAAAUUUAAAGAAACACAUGAGAGUCCACACAGGAGAGAAAGCACACAGCUGCUCAGUCUGUAAGAAAGAUUUUUCACAGAGUGAAGAUUUAAAGAAACACAUGAGAAUCCACACAGGAGAGAAAGCACACAGCUGCUCAGUCUGUAAGAAAGCUUUUUCACGGAGUGAUAGUUUAAAGAACCACAUGAGAGUCCACACAGGAGAGAAAGCACACAGCUGCUCAGUCUGUAAGAAAGCUUUUUCACAGAGUGCAGAUUUAAAGAAACACAUGAGAGUCCACACAGGAGAGAAAGCACACAGCUGCUCAGUCUGUAAGAAAGCUUUUUCACGGAGUGAUAGUUUAAAGACACACAUGAGAGUCCACACAGGAGAGGAAAAAUAGAGCUGCAAUUUUUGUGACAAAAUAUUUAAAUGGCAUAAUCGUUUCAAAAGACAUAAGUGUGUUGGUCGUCAGCCGAUUCUGUAACUGUCAGGGAAUACAUUCAUCUAUUUUGUAUCCUGAUGACCUCAUGCCAUUACAUGUAAUACGUUGCUCCCUAAGCCUGAUUUCACCCACCUGCAACCGAUUCGCUAAUAAUCACAAAUCUUCAUUUUCUUUGACCCCUUGACUCGACUAUUUCUUGUUUAAUAAUCGUUACAUCUCCUCAGGACCAAGUUCCAGUGUCCUGCCUUUCACCUGCUGAUCACCGACUGCUCAUUUAAGGUGGACUCACCUUUACAAGGGACCAGCUAGUCUUAGUGUCUUAAUGCAAAUGUGUUGUAAAGUGAUGCUAGACCAAAAACGUGCUGUUGGGUAGUGUGCUCUCUGCAGGACGGUGUCUGUACUCAAAUAUUGUUUAUGAAAUGAGAGCUUCAUUCCGUUGUUGUUGUCUAAACAACGCCAACAGUGCGAUACGUCUUCUUUCCAGCAGAUGGCAUACAUGUUACAUCAUCCAGUUCAACUGUCAUCCACAUAUUAAUGAUUCAAAACAGCAAUGUGUAAGAUAUGGCUAGUAAUUGACCAUUUCAACAGAAUGUGAAGAGUUUACAGUCGUGAGGCCAUGUCCAAUAUGUUUAUGUUUUGUUUGAAUAAAUCUACUGAAAUGAG
Messenger RNA from Gymnodraco acuticeps, 2449 nucleotides. Its product is annotated as zinc finger protein 583-like. The record is from RefSeq and is a predicted model, not a curated record. The coding region runs from base 293 to 1744 and encodes 483 amino acids. Gene Ontology annotation, biological process: negative regulation of transcription by RNA polymerase II; regulation of immune system process; regulation of cytokine production. NCBI's taxonomy places the organism in Eukaryota, Metazoa, Chordata, Actinopteri, Perciformes, Bathydraconidae. The transcript is spliced from 2 exons.